AUGGCUACGGGCGGCGAGCCCCGGGACGGCGCCGGCCACGUCCGCGCAGCGACUCCGCCGAGCCCGCCAGCACCCCGCACCACCGCGCCGCUCCGCCGCCCGAGCCCGAGGCGGCGCUAUAGGUUCGCGGGGGCGGGCCCGGCGCGCGACGGACGGCGUGCCUCUCCAGUGGCCGCGCGCCGCCCGCCCGUGCCCCGCCCUGCGUCCCGCCCCGCGGCCCCGGGCUCCCCGCCCCGCUCCCUGGCGCUCGCCUCCCUCCCACCCGGUGCGCGGCGCUCUGGGGCCGGGCGCGGAGGCCGCCGCCGCUCUCCCAGCCGAGCCCGCGCGCCCCUUCUCCCCCCGGAGGGGAUGGGGGGGGCGGCGCGCCCCCAAAUCCUGCCGGCUCCUUUUGCUGUCCUCCAGCUGUCCCCUCGGCCCCUGGCCGCUUCCCCAUUGGGCAGCGAAACGUACACAAAGAACACGGGAUUCGGGUUAUUUACGAAAUCGUGGUUUUUAAACUGCCGGCUGUGUGACCCGGAGCAAACUGCUCGGCCUCUCGGUGUCAGGGUCCUCGCCCGUAAAGAGACUGGGGAGGAUAAGAGCGAUAAGGCUUUUCGAACACGGGGCCCUGCUCCUGGCACGGCGCGGGCGCGCGGCUCCGUGCGCCCCCCAACCCGCCCGGCGUGCAGCCCGGCCCUGCUCCCGCGCCCCGCCUCGGCCCGACCUGCAGCCGAGAGUCGGGGAGGGGGGGCGCCCCGGAGCCGCCGACGGCCUCGCGCUCCGAUUUCCUCACCGUACGAAAUGAAAUUCCACAGGGGGAUUCGAGAGGAAAUGAGACCGGGACGCUCCGUGCUUCUCGGCCCGCCGCCCUUCCUGUCUCGGGGACACGGUUUCUAAAUAAGGUUGGGAGGGCGAGAGGGCGGGAGGGGAGAAGCUUGACCUGUGCAGGAGGUGCUGGCGGGGUGGGGAGGGGACCGGGAAGGCUGCCCUCCCCCAGCCUUCCGGGCAUCCACCCACCCCACCCCCCCACCUGCCUCCUGCAUCUCUUUCCAACUUUCUCUGCUUCUCCGGGGGUCCUGGGGAUCAUGCCAGCCGUGUUUUGAUCCAGCUUUACCCUCUCAUUCCCAGUCCUCUCCCCACCCUCCCUUCCUUCGGCCGAGCUUGGUGUUAGCCCACACUCUCCACUAAAGCCUCAGCAGGUGGAUUCCUAAACGAUUUAGUCCUUGCAGGACUGCCAGUGUGCCUCGCAGAGCCUCAGAUGGGUCACCUGUAAAAUAAGGAAGUUUGUAUCUAUCCCCACGCAGUUGUUCUGACUUAAAUGAGAUAAUGUGUGUAAAUUGUUGUGGACACUGACUGGCACGUCGUAAGUGCCAAAUAACUUGAUUAUUGUUGAUGUUGUGGAAAUCUCCUGCAGCCCGGGUCUAAGGAUCUGGGUUAAGAGCUUUCUGCUCUCUUCCUGAGAUCUUUUUGUCCAACACUUACCACAGUUCUCCAAGAACUUGGCGACAGGGACCAAGCUUCUAAUGUGUGUUUAUGUCCUCCCAUUUCAGGUAAGUCUAGAAUAUGGCAGAGGCUGGAUGCAAGUUGAAAGGACCUCAGUACCACUCAUGUGGUAAUCGUGUUAUGCCUUGUAUAUAUUACCAACCGGUCCUGGGUAAGGGCAAGAAUGGAAUCAACUUUUGUUUUUUUUUGCUAUUUGGCUCUGUGCCUAGAAUUGUGUUAGGCACAUAGAAGCUGCAUGGUCUCCAGCCAUCAUCAUAACCUUCCAGGGAAGGAGACUCUAUUUGUCCCUCAAAGAAAUGAAGAAACUGAGGUCAGAACCAAAGUGAUUGUUAGAAAAUGAAAAAAGUGGGAGUGGGGGGGAGCAGGGUUAUUUCCCCAGAAAAGUUCCCAUCUGGGAAUCUAUGUACUCAGCAGUAGGGUUGAAUCUUCUCUUUAUCUUUGCAGAGUAAUGCAUGAGACUUACAGAGAUGAAUAAAUGAUGAGUGAAUCAAAUGUAUAGACGGUUCUCACCUUGUAGGAACUCAGAGGAGGAGACAAUAAACAGAUAACAGUAACUCCAUGUAGUCCUGCCAUCUCUGCCUCGGCCUGCUUGAUGCGACUGUCUCCUUUGAGAGCCCUUGAAAAAGCCCCUUGCCCGACAGAAGCUUUUCCUGUCAACAGCUUUUCUUUCCCAGCAUGGAACUCAUCGCAGAAAACGCUUCCCCAAGGGAGUUCCAGGCAGAAGGCUAUCCACCCUGUGACAUGCACUGUUCAAGAGAGGUGCUUGCUCAGUCUCUCAGUCACUCUGUCAUAUCCAACUCUUUAUGACCUCAUGGACGAUGGCCCACCAGGCUCCAUUGUUCGUGGGAUUUAUCAAGCAAGAAAAUCGGAGUGGGUUGCCAUUUCCUCCUCCAGGGACUCUUACUGGACCAGGGAUUGAACCUGCGUCUUCUCCAUUGGUAGGCGGAUUCUGUACCACUGAGCCACCUGGGAGGCCCAAGAGUGGAGUCAAAGAUAGUGUCUUGAGAAUAGACCUGUUAACCUAAAGGAUGGGCCAUGGGUCCCUAGUGGCUCUGGCCUGAGUGCCUGGGCCGCUUCCUCCAUCCACUCCUUGAGUAACAAAGAUGCAGCUGCUUUGGAGCCGCAACAAACAUGACUUCAGCGGGCUGUUGGGCAGUUGGAGGGCUCUCUAUUUGCAUCUAAUGAGAGGCUGGGUUCUAAUUAACUCCUGUGAUGUGUUAAUUUUUCAACCUGACAUUUUCUGCUCUAAUAGAUUCUUGUAAUGGUUCCUAAAUUAAAGACUGCAUUUGCAGACU
Molecule: messenger RNA, 2777 nt
Organism: Bubalus bubalis (water buffalo)
Lineage: Eukaryota; Metazoa; Chordata; Mammalia; Artiodactyla; Bovidae
Product: translation initiation factor IF-2-like
Exons: 3
Coding region: 1-876 (291 amino acids)
Source: RefSeq, a predicted model, not a curated record